AUGACGAUGGUCAUUGAGAACCAGAACCGCCAAUACGGCGGGAUGGGCUUCGAUAACGUGUAUCAACACAACAUGCACCACAGCGCUCCGCAGUUCACCGACCCAUGGACCGCUCAAACUUCGUCCCAUUCCACUCCCCCGGUCUACGCGACUUCCAUGGGACCCAGCCAGAUUGGCCUCAGCCAUGUUAAGCAGGAGGAAGUGAGCCGCCCACCGAUGUCUAUGCCAUACUCGAGUAUUCCCGUUUCCGCUCCCUCGAUGGUCGCCGGGAGCAACUAUCCUACUGCUACUGCUUCGAGUUACCCCGGUCCGGAGAUGAUGGGUUUGUCGCACGACAUGCCGCGCACUUCUUUCGAUCAAGCUCCGGCCUAUACCACCGCCUCGCCCAUGACCAGCUUCGCGCCUGCGAGCUACGCCCCGCUUAGCUACGCUCCGUCUAUGCACCACCACCAGGACCGUCGGAUAUCUCAUGCUGAUGCUCGUGUCGGUCAAUCGCAACCCCCUUCCGCCCCAACAUUCGGAGAUGCUCUUGAUGCCAGCCGCGGAAUGGUCGCGCUCAGCCAGGAUAUGACACCUCGCAAUAUCUACGGCCCUCGCAGCUCGCGAGGCUCGGGUGACUCCUACGGUUUCCCCUCGACACACUCUUCUGGAUCGUCGAUCUCUUCCGGCGGAAACUACCCCUACUAUUCCGCCUCUGUCGCAUCUGUGGAGUCCUCUGUGACUGACUACAGCUCUACUACCUCGGAAUCUUACGAGAACGGCCACCUGUCGCGGACGCUGCCUCGCCCGUCGAACCUGUUGACGGGAAGUGCGCCUCCGGGACCCCAGUCGAUGAUGAGCCAGUUUAGCUCCAAGAUGCCGUCCAACACCCAGAAGAAGCACAAGUGCAAGGUGUGCGACAAGCGGUUUACCCGCCCGUCGUCUCUUCAGACCCAUAUGUACAGUCACACUGGUGAAAAACCAUUCGCAUGUGACGUGGAAGGCUGUGGCCGUCAUUUCUCGGUCGUCUCUAACCUGCGGCGGCACAAGAAGGUCCACAAAGGAGAAAAGGAAGGUGCUUCGGGCGAAGACGAAGAGUAA
Aspergillus niger is the source of this 1080-nucleotide messenger RNA. RefSeq lists its product as uncharacterized. Gene Ontology annotation, cellular component: nucleus. The transcript is spliced from 3 exons. Gene Ontology annotation, molecular function: RNA polymerase II cis-regulatory region sequence-specific DNA binding; DNA-binding transcription factor activity, RNA polymerase II-specific. The record is from RefSeq and is a predicted model, not a curated record. The coding region runs from base 1 to 1080 and encodes 359 amino acids. NCBI's taxonomy places the organism in Eukaryota, Fungi, Ascomycota, Eurotiomycetes, Eurotiales, Aspergillaceae. Gene Ontology annotation, biological process: regulation of transcription by RNA polymerase II.